Messenger RNA from Priapulus caudatus, 486 nucleotides. RefSeq lists its product as uncharacterized. The record is from RefSeq and is a predicted model, not a curated record. Gene Ontology annotation, molecular function: zinc ion binding. NCBI's taxonomy places the organism in Eukaryota, Metazoa, Priapulida, Priapulimorpha, Priapulimorphida, Priapulidae. The annotation marks the transcript as partial. The transcript has 3 exons.
AUGAGAAAGAAGAUCUCAUACAGCUACAAAAUCUGCCUGAAUGGUCGCAACGGUGAGGUCCAGAACUCCCAAUGUGAGUGUCCAGCGGGCAAAGGACCAAAUGCCACAUGCAAACACAUCGAAUCUGUGCUGCUAAUGAUUCAGAAGUUUGUGGAGACUGGCCAGCUAGAUGUGGAGAGGAGCUGCACAGAAGGCCUACAGACUUUCCAUAAGCCCAGGAAGGCACAUACUGGAUCUCCUGUCAAAGCAGAGGACAUUUCAUCGAAGGUGUCUUGUAUGCAAGACGACCCCCGGCCAGAGCACUUCAGACACAUGUCAGGCUACAAUGACUAUGUCAGGAAUGCCGUCAUCAAUUACUGUGCUGAGUCAUUACUUGACAUGACGAUGCGUUAUCUAUAUCCGAAGGUGUCUCUGCAAGCAGCGGUCCUGGACCAUGAUUACCUUAUGCUACCAUUUACAGAAUAUUGGGUAGAUCGAUCACUCCAG